Messenger RNA from Suillus clintonianus, 1417 nucleotides. RefSeq names its product pyridoxal phosphate-dependent enzyme beta subunit. The record is from RefSeq and is a predicted model, not a curated record. NCBI's taxonomy places the organism in Eukaryota, Fungi, Basidiomycota, Agaricomycetes, Boletales, Suillaceae. The transcript is spliced from 6 exons. Gene Ontology annotation, cellular component: cytoplasm. The coding region runs from base 261 to 1340 and encodes 359 amino acids. Gene Ontology annotation, molecular function: pyridoxal phosphate binding; cysteine synthase activity.
CUUGAUGUGACGAUACAUUCCUCUUCAUACAUGAUUACCGUAUAAUUCGCCAUAUGGGCAUAGCGAACAUUGAGGAUAUCGAUAACCUGGAUAUAAUUGGAUUCACUUGCCGAGUGAGUCUGCGAUUACGGGGCCCAGGAACAUCGACACAUGAUGACCUCUAAAUGUCGUGCUCGCUCCAACUCCAAGUCCGUUCCAGCCUUCCGUCAUUAAGAGCGUGAGCUCAUUCUCCAUCCCUUGCUCAAUUGUUGAAUUACACCAUGCUAUCGGUCUUGCGACGGACUCUUGUCCAGCAAACUAGAGGAUUUGCGACGAGCAACAUCGCUGUUGCCGGCUUCACUGGCGCAGUGGGAAACACACCAUUGAUCUAUCUCAAGACACUCUCAGAGCAGACGGGAUGCAAAAUAUAUGGAAAGGCCGAAUUCCAGAACCCUGGAGGCAGCAUCAAAGACCGUGCUGCUGUCGGCAUAGUUCUGGAUGCGGAGGAGAAGGGCCGCAUACAACCCGGUGGAACCGUUGUUGAGGGUACUGCAGGCAACACCGGUAUUGGCCUUGCCCAUGUCUGUAGAGCCAGAGGCUACAAAUGUGUUAUAUUCAUGCCUAACACUCAGAGCCAAGAGAAGAUUGACCUUCUCAGCAUGCUCGGUGCCGAAGUGCACCCAGUGCCCGCGGUUCCAUAUGAGAAUCCAUUGAAUUAUAACCACCAGGCGAAGGAGUACGCUGAAAAGCUCGAGAAUGCCAUAUGGACAGACCAAUUCGAUAAUACCGCCAAUGCGUACGCGCAUUAUAUCUCUACUGGACCCGAAAUAUGGGAACAGACGCUGGGUGACAUUGACGGGUUUAUUUGCUCAACUGGCACAGGUGGUACUCUUGCUGGAGUAGGCAAGUAUCUGAAGGAAAAGAACGCGAAGACGCAGAUAUGGCUCGCCGAUCCGCCUGGCAGUGUCUUGUACAAAUAUAUCUCUUCCGGUGGAAAGCUCAUAGAGCGUGGCGGAAGUUCCAUCACAGAAGGUAUCGGUCAGGGCCGUGUAACAAAUAACUUGGGCACUUUUAUCAAUGACUUGUCGGGAGCCUUGCACAUACCGGACGAGAAGUCGAUAGCCAUGGUGUAUCAGCUUCUUGAUAGCGAAGGCUUGUAUCUAGGCGCUUCCUCGGCGCUGAAUGUCGUUGCAGCUGUAGAACUUGCUCAAAAGCUAGGCAAGGGCUCUAAAGUUGUGACUGUACUGUGCGAUGGCGCAUACCGAUACCAGAGCCGUUUAUUCUCCAAGAAAUGGCUAGAGUCGAAAGGGCUAGGAGAUGCUAUACCAGAGAAUCUGAGGAAGUACGCAGUUCUAGAUUGAUCUGAAUUGUCGGUAUUGCAUUAAUCUAUUAUGCUCCACGAUCUUGUCACGACUCUGAGCAUGCCGAGGCCGCUCGG